Messenger RNA from Anguilla rostrata (American eel), 2385 nucleotides. RefSeq names its product helix-loop-helix protein 2-like. The coding region runs from base 425 to 793 and encodes 122 amino acids. The transcript is spliced from 3 exons. Gene Ontology annotation, biological process: regulation of transcription by RNA polymerase II. Gene Ontology annotation, molecular function: RNA polymerase II cis-regulatory region sequence-specific DNA binding; protein dimerization activity; DNA-binding transcription factor activity, RNA polymerase II-specific. Lineage: Eukaryota; Metazoa; Chordata; Actinopteri; Anguilliformes; Anguillidae. The record is from RefSeq and is a predicted model, not a curated record.
AGAGAGACAGACAAUACGAUUCCACAAAAUUAUCCCGCUCCUCCGUCACUCAAGCGCAGCUUUAUUAGGAGGUCGUGGUUUUAAUCUCACCUCUUAUAGUAUUCGUCAAACUGGGCUCGACAACACCGGAAGAAAAAGAGAGGAAGAGAGAGGACCGGAAUUUUUCUACCUGCGUUUUCGUCAGAGAGGCUCUCGUAACCCAUUUGAAUGACCCGAUGGAAAGGAUGAGCUGGACUGGAAAUGAGAAUGUUUUAUUCUAAAAGAAGACAAACAGAAUCACUGCGCUCACCUUGAGGGCUGUCUGCGGAGUAACUCCUGAAAAGGACACUAAAGGACUGAGUUCAAGUUUAAAAAAACAGAAAGAAACGAAAAAACUAUCGAUAUUGACAUAUUGCAGAGACAACAAAAAAGAAAUUAUUCGAAAAUGAUGCUGAGUCCAGAUCAACCUGGUGCCGACCUCCCUUGGGGCCAGUCCGACACUGAAUCGGUCCUCCACGACAUCAAAAUUGGCUGUGUCUCCGAUGAGCCGAUGGAUGGAGAGGGGAAGACGAGGACCCUCGUUCCACAGACUCUGAGCAGGGAAGAGAAGCGACGGAGGCGGCGUGCGACCGCAAAAUACCGCUCUGCUCACGCUACCCGCGAGCGCAUCCGCGUCGAAGCCUUCAAUGUGGCCUUCGCCGAACUGAGGAAGUUGCUGCCGACCCUUCCGCCUGACAAGAAGCUUUCCAAAAUCGAAAUUCUUAGGCUUGCCAUUUGCUACAUCUCCUAUCUCAACCACGUUUUGGACGUUUAGAGAACCAAUAUUAUUUUUCUGUCAAAGGCAAUCUUACAGCGAAUAAGAGAAUGUUUUAAUGGAGAAAGGGGAAACGUGGAAUACCCAGGAAAACAUAAUUAGGCUUCGCUAUUUUACCGAUAUUAGGCUAUCAUAACAUACUUUACAAGCCGAAGACUGGAUGGUUAAGAGGACGGAAAGUGUAAGUCUCGAAAGUAAUUAACACAAACAUCUAACCGGUGUUUUCAGGGAGUUUAACUCCUUCAGUGUUCCGCAGUUGUAACUCAAAUCCGAUAACAACAUCGUUGUGCUGUGCAACAGCUGUCCUAAUCUCUUUGAGCCGUGAAACUAAAAAAAGAAAGAAACAAGAACGCAAUAAUUUUCUAAAGUAGACUAGCUUUCUGAUGGUGAAAUCACAGUGGUAUUUAACAACAGUCCACAUAUUGCUUUAGAUAUUUUGUAGGGAAUAAACCUUCGUUGAAAUAUGUCUGGUAACGGUGAACGCAACUUUUAAAGUGAUUUUAGUCAACGAAAGCAUUCAUGAAUAAGAAUAGACCAACGUUAAAUUAACAAUAGCUGCUUAAUGAUAUGUGGCGAAGGAUAAAGGGAGAAUAAGUAAAUUAUGUAUAAGUGCCACUUAUUAAGAGACAUUAAAUUGUGACCUUAAGCGUUUAUUUAUUGAUUUGUUAAUUUAUUUGACAAUAUUGAAGUUAUUUAAUUUAUUUGCCUAUAUUUAUCUUUAGCCAACAUAGUCUUUUUAUAAAUCAAUGUCCGCUGUUUACGUAUACACGUAUGUAUAUUUAUUCAUGUAUAAUUAUUUAUACUUUAGACUGUGGUGUUGGACUAUGAGUGAUGUUGCUCUUCAAUUGCACUUUUCAGUGAUAUUUUUCUGUUGUAAGUAUUUUGUAAAUGGAAUUGUAUGUCAAAAACUUAUUGAUUGUUAUCGUUUUUGUUUAAAAUGUAUUGUAUGUCUGGCAACGAUAAGCACUUCAACUUAGGUGUCUUGUAUGAACUUUCUUUGUAGUUUCCUGUGUGUUGAGGGGAUGGUUGUUUGGAAUUGAAAUUAAUUGCUGUGAAGGACCAGUAUUUUAAAUUUAAAUACACUAGGCUAAUUUUUGGAAAUCAAGACAUUGGAUGAGACAGCAAUAACGUGGCUGCACACAAUAUUUCAAAAUUUAUACACAUAACUAUGCUGAGAUGAUUAUCUACACAAGAACUGUUAUGUGCUUCAACAACGCUGUGUCCUUUAGCUAUUCAGGAUGCCGCUUUAAGGUUCUAAGCAACAUCCCCUGUGCUGCAACCAAAAAUUAUUUCAACUUACUUAGUCAACGUAAUUUUUAUAUAGAUUUAUUUUCAUGCCUUUAUUAGAUAUACUUUAUUUAUGUAUUCGUCUCUGCUUUUAACUUAACACAAUAACUGAUUUUUAUAGUGAAGGAAAAAUACAUAUCCGCUAUCCAAAGAUUUCCUGUCUUUUCAGGGUUUUAUCGUGUCUUCGUUGCUUUAUAGCACAUAUUUUGUAGUGGAGUAGUUAUAAUAAGCUGGUUUCUAACGAACGCAGUUUUUUCAUAUUUUAAUAGUGAGUUGUUUCCCAAAAUAAAUAUUUUAAAAAAUCA